Molecule: messenger RNA, 1700 nt
Organism: Bombyx mori (domestic silkworm)
Lineage: Eukaryota; Metazoa; Arthropoda; Insecta; Lepidoptera; Bombycidae
Exons: 4
Coding region: 11-772 (253 amino acids)
Source: RefSeq, a predicted model, not a curated record
CCUUUAAACAAUGGCUAGUAAUUAUGAAACUUUAGACGAUGAAAUCAAAGAACUUCUUGAAAACUAUAAACACAAAAGGUCCAGUGUGUACGAACCUUGUAAAAUAGGGAAUAUUAAGGAAUGUCUAAUCGGAUUAAGAGAGGAACUAGGUGUUUUUAACAUAAGCUAUUUAUUUAAUCCAUACAAUGAUAUCGAAGAUGAAAUUUUGCUACCAGGAUCUCUAGUGACGCUCAUUAAUUCUGUAUGGACAUUGCUACAUUAUCAUAAGAAUGCAGUACAAAAGGUAGAAAAGUUAAUGGAGCAAAACCAUAUCCUUGAACAGAACAAUAAGCAAUUGAACUCCUUUGUAGAUAAACUGAAAGAAAAAGUAAGCUCCGAAAAGAGUGAGACUAGAGCGUGUGUUGUGUCUGCUCAAAGAAUAGCAGACCAUUCAGAUGUAAUGUUACAAACAUUAACAGAAACCAAAGCAAAACUACUUCAGGUGACCAAGCAGAAAAAAGCGAACGAAAGAAAUUAUCACAAUGAAAUAACUAGACUUAAGAUUCAAAAUGAAAAAAUGUUGGACAGGUUGAGAAACAGAGAACCUCCAUGCACUGAAACCUGCGACAGUACUUUAAUACGCUUGAAGGAAAAAGAUAAACAACAUCGCACAAUGAUAUCUAAAUUAGAGAAGAACAAUCAAGAUUUAUUACACGAACUUUUGAAUCUAAAGGAAGCUCUCCUUUUGGAAGGACUCAAUGAUAUGAAUAUAAAUAAUGAUGAACAUAAAUAAAAUCAUUACACUGUUUAAUUAUUACAAUUAAAAAUCAACUAUAAAAUCAAUUGACCUAAUUCUCGAAUUAAAACAAAAUCGAAGAAAGUACUAAAACCAUUAACGGUUUAUAAUAUUAAUAAUAUAAAUUUCGUCUAUGCAGACAAAGUCGGAUAUCCGUGAAAAACGUGUAUUUUUUUGACUCAGUUACUUAAACGAGCUCUGUGUGCUUAGUGCGAGUGCUUUAACGUUCUCGAUAGCGUAAAAGUUAACUCAAAUUUGUAUGGAUUUAGAAUGUCUGCAACGUUUGCCGCUAGAGGCGCUGCUCCAACUGCAUACAAAUUUGAGUUAACUUUUACGCUAUCGAGAACGUUAAAAUACUCGCACUAAGUACACUGGGCUCGUAUAGUGUUAUGGGGCUAUCAAAAGUUAUAGACAUCGCAACUUGAAUGCAACCACAAGUCCCAUUGCGGGCUCACGUUGCUGUCAUUAAGUUUCGUUUUCCAUUGCUGGACGGAUACAGAUGCCCUUUUCUGUCAACAAAAAACCCUUCGUAAUUAAUUCGAUGCGUUCCUAAAACGAGCACAUAUCUUUUGUAAUCCGAAUUUUUGUCGUUUUGGAAUAUUAUUGCUUUAUAUUCUAUUGUUUAACUGCGUAGAAUUGUAGCAAAAUAGGUAAUAUACGGACACAGGAGACAGUUUAUAGAUUUAAGACAAUGUAUGACAAUAAUUUAAAGACUUUCCGUAAAUAUCUAACAAUUGUUGUUUAUUAUGUAAGCACUUGCCUAACGAAGACUGUGAUAAAUAAGAAAUGAAUAGUGAUUAAACACGGACACGACAUGUACUUAAAUAUACGGCCUUUGUACUUAAAAAAGAAACAUUACUUUAAUAAUAUUAAUAUUUUCUAAGGUUUUCACGAGUCUAUAAUAAAAUAAUAUUAAAUAAUACAA